Messenger RNA from Leishmania braziliensis MHOM/BR/75/M2904, 1755 nucleotides. RefSeq lists its product as hypothetical. The coding region runs from base 1 to 1755 and encodes 584 amino acids. The transcript has a single exon. The record is from RefSeq and is a predicted model, not a curated record. NCBI's taxonomy places the organism in Eukaryota, Euglenozoa, Kinetoplastea, Trypanosomatida, Trypanosomatidae.
AUGCAGUCCACAAGUGUCACAGCCGCGUUGCAGGACGCGUUGGAGAAGGGCGAUAUUGUGGAGCUCGAGCAAGCCAUCACGGCCGCCGAGGACGCAAUCCACGUGUCCGCCUACGCCCGAAAGACGUCCUGCUCUCCCCUCGGCACUCUGAUUGCCCGAGCAAAGCAGAUGCACCACGUUCACAUGAAGGCGUGCAAGUCCUAUGUGGAGCCACUGCGAAAGGCGUGCAGGGAGCUGAGUGAGCGCGGCAUCUUCGAGGCCCUUGUCAAGGCGCGCGGUGCACCAGAUGAGGUACAGCUGUGCAUGUACACUGACUUGUGCAACGCGGAGUCGCUGCGUCGCGAAAUCACCGAGGCGCAGCGACUAGGCGUACGGCUGCUGGACUCGACAAGCGCACAGGAGGUGGACGACUUCUUGACGGAGUGCUCGCCCUUUCUCGAGGACCGCACCAUCUUGGCCCUUGUUCAGAAGCGCGAAGACCUCCUGCGCGAGGAGCGGCGGCGCAAGAUUGGGGGAGAGCCCACCACACCGCUGCGUGCGGGUGCCACUAACUGUGCGAGGAAUGCCGCCUGGCGUGACCACGACCCACUGGAGAGCCUCAGUCAUUUUGAACGGGAGAAAGAGGGCGCGUUGCCCGGCGCUGGACGCUAUAAACAGCUGAUGUACCGCAGCAGUAGCAAUGGCGGACGCGCUGGUCGUAAGGGGGUCUCGGAGGAAGUCGCCGGCUCUUCGGCUGGUGCUCGAGGAGCAUACCCAGCACUCUGCGAUGCCCUGGAGAAGGCUCAUGAUAGUGAUCUGGAGCGCACGAUUAUGGAGGGGUCCUCGCCGUGGAUGCAGACAAUCCGCGCGCUGCUUCAACAGGGCUGCGAGAAGGUGAUGUGCCAGGAGCACAGCACUCGCCGACAGCUUGAGAGCGCUGAGGAGGACGGACGUGCAGAGGUGUACCGGAGCGAGAUGCUUUCCCGUGUGCAGCGCUGGACGGUGGCAGCUGCGGUUUUUUCUGCGUUCCAUGGGGAAAAACAGGUUGUACCUAAAAGUGACAGUGAAAACGGUGUGACGCCAUGGAGGGCCUCCUCGUUCCAUACACGAGCCUCGCCUACGCUUUCUCGUGCACCCAUGCCGUUCACGCCCGCCCACGCCUCGCAGGCAGCGACAGAGGCGGCCCACCCAGCGAACCGACCGUUGCCGCCGGUAUACGCGAUGCACUCCCCCCCAGCGUACACUUUUCGCCCGGGAGAGCGGCAGCGGACCCCGACGCGUUCCUCAUGCGUUGACACUGAGGCGGCGGCGGAAGGACCCAUCCUUGGCAGCGCCGUUCACCACCGUGUUGUAGAAGAAUUGCACACGCCGCACAUGUUCCGUGACACGCCGAACAUAUCGCCCAUCAAGGAGAUCAGUACGGCAAGCGGUGCGGCAUCUUUGCCGGAGCAGGAUCAGGUUGAUCGCCGUAGCAGCACGAAGCCCGGGGGUGGAGAUAGGCCGGAACGCGGAACCCCUCGCGGAGGGGUCUCGGAAGACAGCGCCAGUGCGGCGGCUGCCACACUCGUCUGGUCGCCGAGGACAGCCGCCGUGUUACCGUCGCUAGAACUACGCCGCAUCCAGGCGCGACUUCGAGCGGCACUGCAGGAAGAGGACAUUCACCGCCGUGAUAUCGAAGGCACCGAAGACUUUGACCGCAGUGUGUUUCUGUUUCCGGUCUCUGCACGCAUUGCCCUGCUUCAACGCACAGAGGCUCAACGGCGGCGUACUUUUUGA